AUGAAUUCUCUUGCAUUUGCCGCACAUCCAAGUAUUCGAAUCAAAGGAACAGAAAAUAAUUUCAACCCAAUAGCUUGUGACAUUACAACUUGUAAUUUUAAGACACCUCACCUGCAUUGUCCUUUCUGUGUCAGGUCAGAGGUUUACCAAGAUCCAGUAAUCCUCAAAGCUCACUUUCGUGUAAAACAUGUAGACAAAGGCAUUGAAUUUGCAGGAUUAAAAGUGUUAAGAUGUUGUGAUAAUUGUGAUAUAGUGGGUGUUAUUAAAGGAGAAAAGAAAUUUAAAGGUGCUCAUUGGCAUUGUUAUAAAUGUCGUAAUGGCUUUAAUAGAAGAGAUGAAGCUAUCAAACAUUUUAAAACUCAUUUUAGAAAUCCACAAACUACAUUUCAAAUACAGAUAACACAGGAUUUAAAUCAGUCAGUAACACAGUACAAUAAUGAGAACCAGGAAGCAUCUAAUCAGUUAAUGUUAGAAAAUAAUUCUAUACAUCCAGCUUUAACACAGGCUGUAGCUUGUUUAUCAUCUCCUUUAGAAACAGAUCAUGGUAAAUAG
Messenger RNA from Lottia gigantea (owl limpet), 552 nucleotides. RefSeq lists its product as hypothetical. The coding region runs from base 1 to 552 and encodes 183 amino acids. The record is from RefSeq and is a predicted model, not a curated record. The transcript is spliced from 4 exons. Lineage: Eukaryota; Metazoa; Mollusca; Gastropoda; Lottiidae.